This is a messenger RNA of Lagopus muta (rock ptarmigan), 1785 nucleotides long. It is a transcript of the gene NEU4, whose product is annotated as neuraminidase 4. Gene Ontology annotation, cellular component: membrane; lysosome; cytoplasm. The record is from RefSeq and is a predicted model, not a curated record. Gene Ontology annotation, molecular function: exo-alpha-sialidase activity. The coding region runs from base 41 to 1330 and encodes 429 amino acids. The transcript has 5 exons. Gene Ontology annotation, biological process: ganglioside catabolic process; oligosaccharide catabolic process. NCBI's taxonomy places the organism in Eukaryota, Metazoa, Chordata, Aves, Galliformes, Phasianidae.
GCAGCAGGGGACAGAGCUGCGCUGCACAGGAUCGGGAACCAUGGGCUCCCGGCACUUCCCUGCCCGGACUGUGCUCUUUGAGAAGGAGUCCACUGGUGUCACAUACCGCGUGCCAGCCCUGCUCUACCUGCCCUGUGUGGCCAAGCUGCUGGCCUUUGCCGAGGAGCGGCUGAGCGCCGACGAUGCCCACGCCAACCUGCUGGUGCUGCGCCGUGGCACCGUCUAUGGCAGCUACGUGGAGUGGGAAGACAUGAGGGUGCUGGAGACGGCGGCACUGCAGCACCACCGCUCAAUGAACCCCUGCCCACUCUAUGAUGAGUUCACCGGCACCCUCUUCCUCUUCUUCAUCACGGUGCUGGGCAGGACACCCGAAGCCUUCCAGAUUGUCACCGGGCAGAAUGUCACUCGCCUCUGCUGCGUCACCAGCGCCGAUCAGGGCCUGAGCUGGAGCAAAGCCACUGACCUGACGCAGCAGGUCAUCGGCAGGGCCAUCAAAGAGUGGGCCACCUUCGCGCUGGGCCCAGGGCAUGGGAUCCAGCUGCGCUCCGGCCGGCUGCUGGUGCCCGCCUACAGCUACCACAUCGACUGCAAGGAGUGCUUCGGGCAGCUCUGCAAGACCACCCCGCACUCUUUUGCCUUCUACAGUGACGACCACGGCCAGGGAUGGCGUUUUGGGGAGUUCAUCCCCAACCUGCAGACAGGAGAGUGCCAGCUGGUCUCGGUGGAUGAGGAGGAUGGCUCCAACGUCCUCUACUGCAAUGCCCGCAGCUCCCUGGGCUUCCGUGUCCAGGCACUGAGCACUGAUGACGGGGCUGUUUUCCAUGGGGGGCAGCUGGUCCCACGGCUGGUCGAGCCCCCACACGGCUGCCACGGCAGCAUCAUCGGCUUCCCCGCACCUUUGGUGACUUCAACAGGACCUCGCAGCUGCGCCUCAUUCCAAGGGGAUCCCCAAGGCACUCCUGGGCCCUUCUUUCAAGCGCCGACAUGGGUGCUCUACUCACACCCCACCAGCUCCAUGUCGCGGGUCAACAUGGGGGUUCACCUCAGCACCUUCCCCAGGGAUGCAGACAGCUGGACUGAGCCCUGGGUCAUCUACGAGGGCCCGAGCGCUUACUCAGACCUGGCUUACAUGGAGCUGCCCCACAGCCAGUUUCCCGUCUCUGGUGGCCCGGCCAUUGCUUUUGCCUGUCUUUACGAGAAUGGGAAGCGCUCGCCCUAUGAGCAGAUCUCCUUCAGCAUGUUCACGCUGCACGACGUGCUCCAGAACAUCCCCCUGACAGCUGCAGUGCCCCACAGGAAGCGAAGGCGAAGGAGCUGUUGUGUCUGCUAGAGCCGCCCGCAGUGUCCCCUGGCAGGGGACAGCCAUGGACAGAUGGGGCCGGCUGCCACCGGUGGCCUGGCUGGAGCUAGUGGCACCUGGGGACAGCCUGGCUUGAGCCCUGUGGCACUGUGAGCAGUGCUGAUGUUGGGAUGCUGGGAGCUGGACCAUGCUGAGGGCUGCUGCCCCAAAACAGGGUUUUAUCUCAUUUUUAUUGCUGAUUUUUAAAUAUAUGGUGGUUGGGCUUAAAAGUUCAUGCUGAUACAACUGUGUCAUGCCAGUUCUCAGCCAAUGUCCCUCUGUCCUACCACCCUUCCUCCAUCUAAAAUCCUUCUGAAUAAAUAACUGAUUCCUAAUGCAACUCCCCUGCCGCUUCCAGCUUCACACCUGUGCUGGAGAUGCUAUCUCACCAGCCCCCAAAAAACCCUGCCAGUGGGUAAGCUUCACACCCAGAUCCACAGCACCCC